This is a messenger RNA of Pararge aegeria (speckled wood butterfly), 7163 nucleotides long. It is a transcript of the gene Sptz, whose product is annotated as zinc finger FYVE domain-containing protein 26 homolog. Gene Ontology annotation, cellular component: centrosome; midbody; lysosomal membrane. The record is from RefSeq and is a predicted model, not a curated record. Gene Ontology annotation, biological process: regulation of cytokinesis; double-strand break repair via homologous recombination; mitotic cytokinesis. Lineage: Eukaryota; Metazoa; Arthropoda; Insecta; Lepidoptera; Nymphalidae. The coding region runs from base 128 to 6979 and encodes 2283 amino acids. Gene Ontology annotation, molecular function: metal ion binding; phosphatidylinositol-3-phosphate binding. The transcript is spliced from 18 exons.
UCGAAAUAAUUAUUGCUAAAAUAAUCAUAAUUCUAGUUUGUGCUUGUGAUUUACAGAUUAGUGUUAUGUCAUAUUUAUCUUUUUAUGAUCUAGGUUAAAACUGUCGUCAGAUUAAAAAACCACCAAAAUGAAGGAAGAGGAAUUGAAAUAUAAUCUCCGUUUAUUGGAUGAGCUAACAGUAGAUGUUUUUAAGGAAAUCUUACAAAUAUUUCACUCCACCCAAGAAUCUAGAGCAGUCAAAGAGUCAGUCAGUCUAUCUAGCCAAGCAAUGGAGUUUCUGGGAAAAAAUCUGAAAAGUAAUCCAGUGACAACCUCUACAGUUCUGAAUUUUCUCCACUCCUAUAUUACUGAUACAAAUGAGUUACAUAAAUUACAAUUACUGUACUUAGAUGUUUUGAAAACCGAAUUAACAAACAAUUGUCCAGAUCGAGUGAUAACAAUUUUAUCACUAGUGAAAUGGGACGAAAAACUACAGUCUGUAUUCAUAAAUGAUAUAUUUACACAUUUCUCAGAUGAUAUAUUUAGACAACAUAGAAAGCAAAUUCUCAUUAGCUUAGUAAAACAUAGUAAACCUGAACUCAUAAACAUAGCGUCAGACAUGAUACAUAAAAAUGAAUCGCAGAAGAAUUUCAAGCUUACAGCUGAAUACAUGAUAGAGCUUUGUUAUCAAGACAAAACUCACUGGCUGUUAAAAGCUGCGCAAAUUUACAAGCAGCAGUUGCAAGAUAUGAAAACUGUAACAUUCGAAAUAAACAACUUCACAAAGCAGAUACUGAUAAUGGUGCUUAUAGAUCUCACAAAUUCCCCAGAAACGUACGAUUUACCAUCAUUAGUCAAUCAAUUGACAAAUAUAUUCUCUAUCCUGGAUACAUAUACAACAACUGAUCUAAAUUUACAAUUUUAUAUGACUGAAGUUAAAAGAGAGUUAAGUGUGAUAAAAUUUUGUUUGGAAAAUAACUGUAAAAUAAUGUCCACAUCUAUAUUUAGUCAAGUUUUAAGCCAAAGCGCUUUGACGGUCAUAUCGCAGGUGUGCAGUCUUUCCAAGUUUGACAGAUACAAAGUUUCCAAGCUUCUACACACCAAUAAUGAUUUUAUAACUGAACUAUUAGCACUAAGCAAUAAAACCGAGAAGAAGACUGAUAAUAUUUGCACUAACUGGGAUAUUUCUACAUACAACAGUUACUGUGCAAUAACUAAAGUAAUAGAUACAAUAUUAAAUUCAUCGGAAAGUAUUGACAACACACAAGAAAUGAGCACAUCAUUGGACGAUAUCAAACGUUUAGUCUUAUCAAUUCAACCUGUGCAAUAUUGUAUUGAAGUUAUAGAAACGAUAUUCUCUUGUUUAUUUCUGAGAUAUGAAUACUUUUCUUGCUAUGAACACAACCAGGAAUUUCCAUGUGGAACACAUUCAGAGUGUUCGUAUUUUUACUCAAAAAAGCAAAACAAAACUACUGCAAACAUCAACAGUGCCAGUACUGGUUUUAUGUGCAAUGCAUUGACAACACAGAUAAUAUUAAAUACCUUGAAACUGUGCUUGGAAACUCUCAUGGAUAGAGAUGUUAAAACUAUAGAAGAUAAUGAUCCAAAUACAUAUGCACGUUUUAAAACACUGGUUAGCGUGGUAAAUCAUUCAAUAUGGAAAAUGCAGUUAGUAUCAACUCUUUCGCCUGAUACUAGUCCCUUACAACUAAAGUUGUGCUUGGAUUAUGUUGAAGUAGACGACAGCAGUGAGGACGAAGAACGGGAAUUCGAUCAAAGAGCGCAUAGGAAAAAAACUAAGAUGAAACGUCGUCAUACUAAUCCUAAACCCGAAGUUGAACAUGUUAUGCUUGCUUCUACAGUUUCCGCUUCAGAAGAUGCUUAUUCAUUAAAGAAGAAUACGAUAGAUUUUAUUUCCAUCAUGCUGGCAAAGCCAAAUUGUCUUGUGGCACUCGCGCUCUACCAAAACGACUUUUCAAAAGCGAAUCAGAUUUUAGAGAUGUUUGAUUUGUCCGAUUCAGAAAUUGCUACAGAAGUAACUUUUACGGAACAAUUGAGACAUUUAGUAGCGAAGAUAAAAAAUAUUAUUUGCUACAGAGAUUGUUCCCGCUACCCAACUAAGGAAUUGUCGGCACUAUCCGUUGUAUCCACUGAAGUUAUGGGACUUGUUGAAGGUUUCCUAGCUUCAAAUAGAGCGCCAAACUCUUUCGACAUCAUUGAAUUAGGCUCACGACACCCGCAUCUGCAACUUUAUAAUCAUCAAAAUGCCCCAUUUAUAAACGCUGUUGACAUACUCUUGAGCAGCGGUCUCAAUAGAGAAAUAACGUACGGGCUUAUAAAUGUAGUUGAACGCAAGCUCGCAGAAGUGAGAUGCAGUACGGAUGUAACGGCUGUCAAAAAGAAUAACUAUAUAAGAUUUGUAGAAGACAUAGCCAGUGUUACAUUCGAAAUUUUCGGUAACACAGAGAAAUCUUUCGACUUCGUUGAUAACGUUUGUGAGUUGAUAACAGAUUGCCGCAUUCCGAUUAAGCAUAAAGACUUCUGCAAACUAAACCAACUAUCCAAAGAAUUAAGACAAUGCUGCUUAGAUUUAGCAGACAUCGUAAAUUCUACCAAAAAAACCGAUUUCGAUGAUAAUUUAUUACAGAAAUAUCACCAAAUUUAUAUGAAUGUUGUGGCGGCUUCAGAUAAAGACUUAUGUAAUGUUGGAGAGGUGUCUCGACAUGGUACAAAAAAAGCUAGAGUGCCUUAUUUAAGAAAAUGUUACAUGUAUACGAAAUCGGUAUCACAGCUUGAACAAGAGGAUCUCCAAAAUGCAUCUUCAACUGAAGAACCCUACUUCUCGGUAUUAGAAAGGCAACUACACGAUAUAUUCGGAAAUAUGAUUAACAAUAAAGAACUGCCUGUGACAUAUUUGGAGCCGAUAUGCAAAAAGUUAAAUGUCAAUUUGAUACCCAAAUUGAUCUUGAAUUUCUGCCCAUCGAUUACUUUACCCGGAUCUUUAAGAGAAGCUACUGAAGAAAACUUUAACAACCUUCUUCAGGGCGUAUUCGAUUUCAAGAAUUUGGAAGAGAAAUUGUUCGUUGAACCAACAGCCAAUUUUGCUCCAUUACCGAGAACUCCAGAUCCUCAAUGCUUAACAUACGUUGUCUUACACAAUUGGGUACUCGCCCAUAUAAUCAGGAAAAUUCAUUCGAGCUUGAGCGAAAGCACAAGUCAGCAUAGUAUGGAUGCGAGAACCAAAUACUUAAACAAAUACAUGGAUUUAGACAGAUUUGAUAGUACCAAAGUUUUAUUCGGAAACAAUAAGUGUUUGGCUUCACUUCACACUAUUAUAGAUUUGGAUAAAUUGUUUCUUUAUAUGCCACAGCUGCUAGAGUCAGGGAAAAUAAUGCAAUGCUUGAAAAUAAUCGACGCAUUAUCCGAACGGCAGUUGAAGUGCAGUGCAAAUUUAAUGAACUUGAGAGACUUGAUGCUGUUCAAAAUAGCGACGAAUCCAAAAGUCCCUAACUGUUGGAAGUACUGUCAGUACUUGAAAUGUCCAGAACUCAAGUUCGACCUUAUUCUGAACAAUCUAUCAUGCUGGCCUGCCGAAGGAGCAAUGGAAGCUAUCGAUUAUCUGCGUUUUGUUUUGGACCAAACGGUUGAGGAGGAAGGUUUAUAUGAAAGAUGUAAUGAAUGGAAGAUUAAAAUACCUCUUUAUGAGCAGAUAGCCUCAAUAAUGGGCACUAAUCAUUGGUACACAAUAUACGAGAAAUCGGUGGAAAAUCCCGAGAAUAUUAUUGAGGUUCUCAUGGAUAGUCAGCAGUUCAAAUUGUGCUUAGAAUGGGCAGACACCCAUGACGUGUCAGAACAUAUGAAAAAUUUGAUUGUAGUUAAUCUGUUACGCCAAUUCUUUGAAUACACAAACCAGGCGACGCCAUCUUUAGUGCAAGAUUUACUUAGAAGAUUACCAAAUAUCCAAGCAGUAGACUUGGUCACAGAUGAAAUAUCUAAGAUCAGAAACACAGAGAUACUCCAAGUGUGUAUUGACUUCCUCGCAGCGAAUAGCACAACUUGGAGGACUUUCGAAAACAUUAAAACUGGAUUUCAAAUCAUGCUUGAGAUCGAGGCCAAUUCAAGACAUCUUUUCUGGGAUUUAAUAGAGAAACCUCUACUCAUGAUCGAGCAGCUUCUGAUGAACGCGAAAUUGGAAAUGCUGGCGCAUAUAAUAAACAAAAUUUCACCCAAUUUGAAAAACGAUUUGAGUGGCGACAAUCUUUACUAUAACAUAAAGACUAUAGAGACUUUACUGAUAUCUCGGAAUGCUGUAGACAGUUUGUUGAGGUAUUACGCAGAAAAAGCCUUGGACAUGAAAAACCCAUGGCAUACCAACUGUCCCGCACCCCUGAAACCUUGGGACGAUUCGCUGCUGCAGUCAAUAGAUUCCAUCAACAUCGAGGCUGCAUCGAAGCCGUUUGUGAUGCCUGAACACGUGCCUGCGAAGGAGCAAUGGGUUGAGGAUUACACGGUUGACAGAUGCAUGAUGUGCAAAAUAUCGAUAUUCUCGAUGAUCAUACGCAGGCAUCACUGCAGGCGAUGUGGGAGAUUGAUAUGUCACGCUUGUUCCAGAAGUCAGAUGCAGGUACCAUCAUACCCAAGUGGUGUGAAAUUCCGCGUCUGCGACGACUGUUACACGCAAACGAUGAACAAGAAAACGAAUUCCGAAUACGACAAUUUGAUGCUGAGUAGCAACUCGGAUUCCGCUGGCAGUGGCAACACUUGUAUGGACUGGUGCCUCUCUACCAACGCUAAGAAGAAUGAGGCCGUGCGAGCAGAGUUCAGUUACGAGUUCACACCGAACGUCACGCUUUGUUUGUCGAUAAUGAAGAUGCAUACGUUUAGUUUGGACUAUCCGAGGUUCCUCUUAGAUCGCAGCGAUGAAGUGGCGCGAGAGUUGGCUAAUGGAGGUGACUCUAGACUCUUAGUGCGCGCUCGAAGGUCUUUGCUAUUAGCUGCUGCAGAACUAUACUCAAGGGCUCCGAGUGAGAAGUCUGGAGGCAUGCGAGUAGCUGAGACGGGCGCGGCGCACGCUACCCGCUGUCUGGCGCACGCGGACGCCAUGGCCACCCUCGUUAAACACCAAGCACACCAUUUGGUGCCGCACCAGGGAGCCCAUCCGAGUCAAAUCGUGCGUUCACUCCUCGAAGCGGAGAAAUGGGAGCUGGCAUUGGAAAUAGCCACCAAAUCGGGACUCCCUAGAAACAGCGUACUCGCAGCUUGGGGCAAAGCAUGUCUGAAAGCUGGUUGCUUUAAAGAAGCAAGACGAAAAUUCGCUCUGUGUUUCAAAAACACACACGUGUGUGUCGAUGUAGAUGAACUCGAAUACGGGAAGGAAGCCUCGGAGUUCAACUUCGUGAAUAGAAGGUUGAAUAAUAUGAGAUCUUCAGAAAGGUCCAUAUCGACUUCUAGUGCGACCUCUGAAGGAAGGGGUAGGACGAACGUGCCACUGUUGAAUGAGAUCAUCUGUAUGCUGGAGGACAUGAACUAUCCCGUUAACCAACAGUUGUUGGACAAAGCUGAAACUAUAAAGUCUACUAACGAAAGGUUAUCAACAAUGAACACGAGUAAAAAGAAGAUUCAACUAACCGAGCCGGCUCUGAACAUAAUGCACAUGUUGGCGAGCGUGAAAAAAAUAAAACAAGGAGACUAUAGCGAUUUCCAGCAGAAAGCUACAAUUCAACCGAAGAAAACUCUAGCCCAAGAACUCUUAAGAAGGGGUAACCAUAACGAAGUUAAAGUCGAUCUAUCCAGUAAAAAACUCGAUCCUUUUUUCUACAGAGAAUGUAUUUAUUAUCUCAGCAAUUAUGGAUCUCACGUUGCUAACAUAAUGUUUUACAUGAAACACAGUAACUUGCGUGAAGUUAUCCGGUACUGUUACGAUAAUAUGGUAGAAAAGGAAACGUUUACAGAGUCCGUUUAUAUGGAGUGUUUGAAGAAGAAUAAAGUCAAUGAUUUGCUUAAGUCGAUGAGCGAUAUGGACAGUUCUCUAGAAAUGUGGUCGGAGUACAUAAUGCAUAUCUGCCGCACACUGGAAGUUGGUAAGAAACUCGACGCGUUGUACGCUUUGCAAUGCGGCACGGGGCAGCACGCUCGGGCCUCGGCCUCGUGUGCGUUACUGUACUCCAGGCCGAUACCCCCGGGCAACCCGCCUUUUGCUGUGCUGCUCGCGAGACAACAUCAUUUGACCGCUGCGUUACACCAUCUGAACCAGUGCGUACCGGUUACCAACAAGAUGAGCGAUCCAAAAUCCAUCCAGUUCCAUCUAGACAAAGUGACCAUAGACAAUCUAAUGACAACAAUGUCUCGACAAAUGGAGCUGGCCAAAUACCUGGCGGCUUGCGAAGCGAACGGAAGAUUGACCGAGAAAGUUAUCAAUGACGUCAUACCUGCACAGGGCGGUAGAAAAGAUGACGGAGAUUUAAGACCCUUGACCCUCUUCGGAUCGAAUACAGAUAAGAUAAGAAUUGUUGCUUUGGUACUGGCGAGUGGACCCUCGAUAGAGAGUGGAUUGGAUUUGGCAUUCAAGAUAGUCGGUGAACACAAACUGGACUCGAUGAACAUCUACAUCCACGUGGCCAAGUACCUGGUCAACGCGGACCGAUUCAUGGAAGUGAAGACGCUCGCCAAGUGCAUCCGCGCUUCCAACGAGACUGCUGCCAACCUGAUGAGCGACCAAGUGCUGGAAGCGGGCACCGCUGCGGUCGUGGCCCGAUGCGAGGCGCGCGGACAACUGCACGAUGAGCAAGCGGAAUUACUCAUCAAUGAUAUCACUAGCCAUGCUAUCAAGAUAUCCUGCUACCUGGUGUGCCGGAACGUAAGCAGUGCUUACAUCCUGGCAGCCAAGCAUGAGCGGACCAACGAUCUGCGCAAAGUGCUACACGAGGCCGAGCGACUUGGCAACGACCAAGUUAGGAACGCGUGCCUCAAACGACUCACCUCAAAGAACGUGCUAGUGUAACGCGUUACAAUAAUCUAAUAGUUUGGCGGUUACCCCUUUUAUGUCUGUCACGCGUAUAAUUUGACUACACCUCCCGCAGCACCAACGUGAACGGUUCCCCUAUUCAAUGGGGAUAUCCCUAUCUCUACUAAUAUUAUAAAUGUGAAUGUAAGUUUGUUUGUUACGCUUUCACACAAAAACUACU